AGCUCAUACUCGUUUCUUGUUUGAACUUUCUUCGUGAUGUUUUCAAAUUAGGGUUUAUAAAUUAUAAUAAUCAAUCAGAUCUGUAACAACUGUUAGUUGAAUUAGGUUUUCUUCAAGUUGAAUUUGAAUUUCAACUUGAAAGAAAGAUGGCGAAAGUGUUCGAUAACUGGAAUCGGCUGGUGCGAGCUACUCUCCGGCGAGAACAGCUCCGAGUUGCCGGACAAAGUACCGCCGAGAGGAAAUCCGGUGGACUCGUUAGUGCAGUUCCUGAUUCGCUUCAGCGGACUACUAAUAUCAAUGCGAUCUUGCAAGCCGCUGAUGAGAUUCAAGCUGAAGAUGCGCAUGUUGCUAGGAUAUUGUGUGAGCAGGCAUAUUCCAUGGCUCAGAAUUUGGACCCAAAUAGUGAAGGAAGAGGAGUUCUUCAGUUUAAGACCGGUUUAAUGUCAGUGAUCAAGCAAAAACUAGCCAAAAGGGAUGGGGCGCCGAUAGAUCGUGAGCGUGAUGCUCAGUACUUAUGGGAUUUUUAUCAGCGUUACAAGCGAAGACACAGAGUUGAUGAAAUACAGAGAGAGGAACAAAAGUUGCUUGAAUCUGGAACUUUUAGUGCUGACAUGGACGGCUUGGGACUGAGAUCUCGAGAAACUAAAAAGGUAUUUGCCACACUGAGAGCUCUUGUUGAGGUAAUGGAAGUCCUUAGUAAAGAUGCCGAGCCUGAUGGAGUUGGAAGACGUAUUGCAGAAGAGUUAAAAAGGUUAAAGAAAACAGAUCAAGGAUUGUCAGGGGAUCUCACGCCUUACAACAUUGUUCCUCUUGACGCGCCAUCUUUGACUAAUGCUAUUGGGUUCUAUCCAGAAGUUAGGGCUGCGAUAUCGGCACUUAGGUAUCAUGAACAAUAUCCACGGCUUCCAGCUGAUUUUGAGGUUCCUGCACAGCGUACCCUAGACAUGUUUGAUCUUUUGGAAUUUGUGUUCGGGUUUCAGAAGGACAACAUCAGGAAUCAACGUGAGAAUGUUGUUCUUGCUGUAGCAAAUGCACAAUCACGGCUUGGUAUACCUGUCGAAUCUGAUCCAAAAAUAGACGAGAGAGCAAUUACGGAAGUUUUCCUGAAGGUUCUGGAUAAUUACAUCAAAUGGUGCAAAUAUCUACGUAUACGUCUUGUUUGGAAUAGUUUACAAGCCAUUAACAAAGACAGAAAGCUUUUCUUAGUUUCACUCUACUUCCUAAUCUGGGGUGAAGCUGCAAACGUGCGUUUUCUUCCAGAAUGUAUUUGCUAUAUAUUCCACCAUAUGGCCCGGGAAUUAGAUGCAUGUUUAGAUCAUGGAGAAGCUCACCCUGCUGGCAGUUGUGUUGGUGAAAACAAUACCGUGUCAUUUUUGACACAAGUUAUUCAACCAAUUUACGAUACAUUGUCUAAGGAAGCUGCAAGAAACAAUAACGGGAAAGCUGCUCACUCAGCAUGGCGGAAUUAUGAUGAUUUCAAUGAAUAUUUCUGGUCACCUGCCUGCUUUGAGUUAAGCUGGCCUAUGAGAGAGACAUCACCAUUUCUUCGAAAGCCCAGCGGGAGAAAAAGGACUGGAAAAAGCACUUUCGUUGAGCAUCGAACAUUUCUUCACUUGUAUCGUAGUUUUCAUCGUAUGUGGAUCUUUUUAAUAGUCAUGUUCCAGGGAUUGACAAUUAUAGCCUUCAAUGAUGGGAAAUUAAAUCAAAACACUUUUAAAACUUUGCUUAGCAUUGGUCCAACUUAUGCUAUCUUAAAGUUUAUAGAAUGUUGUUUGGAUGUACUGUUGAUGUUUGGGGCAUACAGCACAGCAAGAGGAAUGGCAAUAUCAAGGCUGGUUAUUAGGUUCUUCUGGGGUGGAUUGAGCUCAGUGUUUAUAACAUAUGUAUAUAUAAAACUCAUGGACGAAAGACACGACAAUUCUUCAAAUUCAUUGUAUUAUAGAAUAUAUCUACUUGUGGUGGGUAUAUAUGCUGCAAUCCGUGUAGUCUUUGCAAUACUGAUAAAAUUCCCAGCCUGCCAUUCUCUAUCUGAAAAGUCGGAUCAUCCAUUUUUCCAAUUUUUCAAGUGGAUUUAUGAGGAGCGGUAUUUUGUUGGCCGUGGUCUAUAUGAGAAACCCAUGGAUUACAUUAGAUAUGUGCUCUACUGGCUCGUGAUCUUUGCGUGCAAGUUUACCUUUGCGUACUUUCUUCAGAUAAAACCAUUAGUUGAACCCACCAACAUUAUUAAACGCCUUCCACGUCUGGCAUAUUCCUGGCACGAUUUAGUCUCAAAGAAUAAUAAUAAUGUUCUAACCUUGGUUAGCAUAUGGGCUCCUAUAGUGGCUAUAUAUCUUAUGGAUAUUCAUAUCUUUUACACUCUCCUAUCAGCAAUUAUCGGUGGUGUAAUGGGUGCACGUGCCCGAUUAGGCGAGAUUCGGUCAAUUGAGAUGGUACAUAAAAGGUUCGAGAGCUUCCCAAAGGCCUUUGUCGACCAACUUGUGUCUAAGCAAGCAAAGAAUUUGAUGUCAAUGAGUGGACAACCUGUUCAGAGCCAUGAAGAAAAAACGGACAAGAUGUAUGCAGCCCAGUUUUCCCCAUUUUGGAAUGAAAUAAUCAAAAGCCUGCGUGAAGAAGAUUACAUCAGUAAUAGGGAAAUGGACUUGCUUUCUAUGCCAAGCAAUACUGGAAGUCUUAGAUUAGUUCAGUGGCCUUUGUUUCUUUUAAGCAGCAAGAUAUAUUAUGCCAUUGACUUAGCUAUAGACUGCAAGGAUACUCAACAUGAUCUUUGGAGUAGAAUUAUCAGAGAUGAAUAUAUGGCAUAUGCUGUCCAGGAAUGCUAUUAUAGUAUUGAGAAAAUUCUACUGUCUUUAGUUGACGGUGAAGGAAAACUCUGGGUUGAGAGGAUUUUUCGUGAGAUCAACAAUAGUAUAGAGGAGAAUUCGCUUGUCAUGACUUUAAAUCUUAAGAAGCUUCCUUUGGUGCUGUCAAGAUUUACUGCAUUGACUGGUCUUCUGAUCAUGGAUGAAACUCCUCAACUUGCAAAAGGAGCUGCGAAAGCUGUGUAUGAGUUAUAUGAUGUAGUAACUCACAGUCUCCUGUCAUCUGAGUUAGGUGAGCAAAUUGACACGUGGCAGAUCUUGGCAAGGGCGAGAAAUGAAGGGCGGCUGUUUUCAAGAAUUGGAUGGCCAAGAGAUCCCGACAUCAAGGAGCAGGUGAAGCGAUUGAACCUACUUUUAAAAGUGAAGGAUUCUGCUAAUAAUAUCCCCAAAAACCUUGAAGCAAGAAGAAGAUUAGAGUUCUUCACAAACUCUCUCUUUAUGCACAUGCCUGCUGCAAAGCCAGUUAGUGAAAUGAUGCCGUUUUGUGUUUUCACCCCAUACUACAGUGAGACUGUACUCUACAGUUCCCACGACUUAUGGCAAGAAAAUGAGGAUGGAAUUUCUACAAUCUUUUAUCUCCAGAAGAUCUUUCCAGACGAAUGGGAAAAUUUUCUGGAGCGAAUUGGGCGUGUUAAUACGGGAGAUAUGGAACUCCAAGAUAGCUCUACCGAUGCAUUAGAACUUCGGUUUUGGGUAUCCUAUCGGGGACAAACCUUAGCUAGAACUGUUCGUGGCAUGAUGUAUUACAGAAGGGCUUUAAUGCUUCAAAGUUACUUAGAAAACAGAUCACUAGGAGUUGGAAAUCCUCAAGCAUCACUUUCACCUCAAGGAUUUGAACAAUCGCGUGAAGCUAGAGCUCAGGCAGAUAUAAAAUUCACAUAUGUUGUUUCAUGCCAAAUAUACGGACAGCAAAAGCAAAGGAAAGAGAAAGAGGCUGCGGAUAUUGCUCUUUUGCUGCAAAGGAAUGAGGCACUUAGAGUUGCUUUCAUACAUGUGGAAGAAAGUCCUGGGCCUGAAGGCAAACUUGUAAAAUCGUUUUAUUCGAAGCUUGUGAAAGCUGAUAUACAGGGAAAAGACCAGGAAGUAUAUUCCAUUAAACUCCCUGGAGAUCCGAAACUUGGGGAGGGUAAGCCCGAGAACCAAAAUCAUGCUAUAGUUUUUACUCGUGGAGAAGCAGUCCAAACCAUAGAUAUGAAUCAGGAUAAUUAUCUUGAAGAAGCAAUGAAAAUGAGAAACCUACUUGAAGAAUUUCGAGGAAAUCACGGCUUACGCCCUCCAACUAUUCUUGGUGUUAGAGAGCAUGUAUUUACCGGAAGUGUUUCUUCUCUGGCCUGGUUUAUGUCUAACCAAGAGACAAGUUUUGUAACAUUGGGACAACGUGUUUUGGCUUAUCCUCUCAAAGUGCGAAUGCAUUAUGGACAUCCUGAUGUCUUUGACCGAAUAUUUCAUAUUUCUCGAGGUGGAAUAAGUAAGGCAUCACGUGUUAUUAAUAUCAGCGAAGAUAUAUAUGCAGGGUUCAAUUCCACUUUGAGACAGGGUAACAUCACACACCAUGAAUACAUUCAGGUGGGGAAAGGAAGAGAUGUGGGUUUAAAUCAAAUUGCCCUGUUUGAAGGUAAAGUUGCUGGUGGGAAUGGGGAGCAGGUUUUAAGCAGAGAUGUGUAUAGAAUUGGUCAACUCUUUGACUUUUUUAGAAUGCUCUCCUUCUACUUUACCACAGUUGGUUACUAUGUAUGCACAAUGAUGACAGUUCUUACGAUCUAUGUUUUCUUGUAUGGGAGGGCAUACCUGGCAUUCUCGGGACUUGAUCAAGGAAUUAGCCGUAGAUCCAUGUUGCUUGGUAAUACUGCGUUUAAUGCGGUUUUAAAUGCUCAAUUCUUAGUCCAGAUUGGAGUAUUUACUGCUGUUCCAAUGAUUAUGGGUUUUAUACUUGAACUUGGAUUACUCAAGGCCGUUUUCAGCUUUAUUACAAUGCAGCUUCAGCUGUGCUCUGUAUUCUUCACAUUUUCAUUAGGAACGAGAACUCAUUAUUUUGGACGGACAAUCUUACAUGGUGGUGCUAAGUACCGAGCAACUGGUAGAGGAUUUGUUGUGCAACAUAUCAAAUUUGCUGAUAACUACAGGCUCUAUUCAAGAAGUCAUUUUGUCAAGGCGCUGGAAGUUGCAUUGCUUCUUAUUGUUUAUAUUGCUUAUGGGUACUCUCAAGGAGGUGCUGUUUCAUACGUUUUGCUGACACUUAGCAGUUGGUUUCUGGUGAUUUCAUGGUUGUUUGCUCCUUAUAUCUUCAACCCAUCUGGUUUUGAAUGGCAGAAGACUGUUGAAGAUUUCGAUGACUGGAUAAACUGGCUUCUGUAUAAAGGCGGAGUUGGGGUCAAAGGAGACAAUAGCUGGGAAUCAUGGUGGGAUGAAGAACAGGCGCAUAUCCAAACGAUCAGAGGCCGGAUACUUGAAACUAUCUUGAGUCUGAGGUUUUUCUUGUUUCAGUAUGGAAUAGUUUACAAACUUGAUCUCACAGGAAAGAGUACAUCUGCUUCGAUGUAUGGUCUCUCCUGGGUGGUGUUGGCUGGAUUUGUCAUAAUAUUCAAGAUUUUCACUUUUAACUCAAAGAAAUCUGGCUUCCAGUUAUUUUUGAGAUUUAUUCAAGGAGUUAUAGCUCUGUGCCUUAUUGCUGCGGUUGUCCUCUUCGUCAUACUCACAGAUUUAUCAGUCCCCGACUUAUUUGCCAGCUUCCUUGCUUUUGUUGCUACUGGUUGGGCCAUAAUAAGCUUGGCGGUGCCAUGGAAAGGAAUUGUGAGGAGUUUAGGACUAUGGGAGUCAGUGAGGGAAUUUGCAAGAAUGUAUGAUGCGGGCAUGGGCAUUUUAAUUUUUGCACCAAUUGCUAUGUUAUCAUGGUUCCCAUUUGUCUCCACAUUCCAGUCCCGUCUUCUGUUUAAUCAAGCAUUUAGCCGUGGUCUCGAGAUCUCUAUUAUCCUUGCUGGCAACAAGGCUAAUGUUCAGGCGUAAUUUUAUCUGCACAUGGAUUGACGUUUAACCCUCUAUGUUUAGCUUUGUUGUAAACUUUGUAUUAUGUUUGCAUAUUUUAUGUAAAUGAGAAAACGAGUCGAUGUUUGAAGGGAUCUUUGUGAAUAUAUGCUGAGAUGUAAGAUUUUUUUUUUGGCUCGGUGUUCA
Messenger RNA from Helianthus annuus (common sunflower), 6026 nucleotides. Its product is annotated as callose synthase 10. The record is from RefSeq and is a predicted model, not a curated record. Gene Ontology annotation, biological process: (1->3)-beta-D-glucan biosynthetic process. The coding region runs from base 147 to 5861 and encodes 1904 amino acids. Gene Ontology annotation, cellular component: 1,3-beta-D-glucan synthase complex; plasma membrane. Gene Ontology annotation, molecular function: 1,3-beta-D-glucan synthase activity. The transcript has 50 exons. NCBI's taxonomy places the organism in Eukaryota, Viridiplantae, Streptophyta, Magnoliopsida, Asterales, Asteraceae.